AUGACGCACGGGACUUAUUUGAAGAAAACUCCAGAAUUUUUCGAAUUUCACCGAGGUAAAGAGUGUACAGUCUGGAGUGUCAAAAGUCACAGAAGACAGGAGAAGGUGUAUACUUAUGACGAGGCUAUAGAGCUAGCAGGUAACGGAUGGUAUAUAAUUGGACUGGCAUUGGUAUUGUUACUGGCAUUUGUGAGCAUGUCUUUGGACAUGUUUGGGUUCUCUGUGGUAGUAAGCAGUGCCUGCGAUUUUGAGCUCACACACUUUCAGGAGAGCAUUUUGCUGUCAAUGCCAUUUCUAGGAUCUAUAUUUUUGGCAUACCCUUGGGGUUAUAUUUCGGACACACAAGGUCGACGGAAGGGAUUGCUUAUAUCUUUAUGGGGAAGCUACAUCCUGGCCACCCUCAGUGUCUUUUCUCCUCACUGGAUUGUCCUAGCUGCAUUGAAAUUCGGGAGUGCGAGUUUGUCGAGUGGAAUACAAUCUUUAAGUUUAACUUUGAUCGGAGAAUCCUGUUCUCCGAAAAUAAAAAGUGCGCUGUUAAUAGGAAUACCUUCUUCACUCUUUUUAACAUUCGGAGUUUAUAAUACUUUUGCCUAUUUUAUUUUGAGUCUCGAUUUCGCAUACGACCUCGGAUUCGUAAUCUUCAAGCCGUGGAGACUCUUGGGUUUAGUUUUAGCUUUGCCUCUCUCAGUAUCAGCUAUACUAUGCAGUUUCUUUUACGAGAGCCCAAAAUUUGUUCUAAAUGACGGACAUGAAAAAAAGGCUCUAAAUAUUCUUAGGAAAAUUAGUAAAAAAAAUGGCGUAAAACAAUACCCAGUAAAGAGAGUGGUUCUUCAGGAGACGACAACGCUGAGACGCAAGGACAUACCGUUUUUGCAGUCUUUAAUGGAGCAAACAUUUCCUCUGUUCAAGGCGCCUCUACUUUUCCGAACUUUACAUUUAUUUUUCAUCACCGCCAUCAUCUAUUCAAUCAACAAUGGCUUCUACUCGCGACUACCCUUGGUGUUGGAUACGUUUGAUGCAGGCCACGUCGACAACAGCACGACCGACAACCUGUGUGACAUGUUCAGCAAUUACAACAACUUAGAGAAAGAUGGAACGUGCAUAACCGCAGUCAAUGAGUUUACCAUAUGGGCAAGUCUGAUCCAAGGACUUUUAUAUUGUUUCAUGAACGUUAUCGUCGCAAUGCUUUUUUUCAAGAAAAAACUAAUUUUGAUUACGAUGCUCUUCGUUUCCUCCCUGUCGAGUGUUUUAAUUCCACUGCUCCCGGGAAGAAUACUAAGCAUUUCUCUUUUUAAUGGGUUACUGAUGAACUCUCUAAGCAUGACAAUCGUUUUCUCCUACUACGUCGAAAUGUUUCCGACAUCGUAUCGUGGCAUGGCGGCAUGUCUAGGAGUGAUGGUAGCUCGGUUAAGCGCGCUAGCUGGCACAAAUCUUAUCGGCACGUACAUUAUGGUACAUUGUGACUAUACCAUGUAUUUGUGUGGAAUAUUGAGUUUAGGUGGGGUCGUCAUAUCAUUUUUCUUGCCACCGGACAAGCCGAAGAUAUCGAGUUGUUGACAUUUUUACUUAAUCGUAAUAUAUGUACGAAAUGUUUUGUAUGAAAUAGACUAACGUAGGUAAUAUGAAUCCAUAGGAUAAUGAAUAAAUAAGUCUAAAUGUUU
Melitaea cinxia (Glanville fritillary) is the source of this 1661-nucleotide messenger RNA. Its product is annotated as synaptic vesicle 2-related protein-like. The transcript is spliced from 10 exons. Gene Ontology annotation, biological process: transmembrane transport. Bases 1 to 1557 code for a protein of 518 amino acids. Gene Ontology annotation, molecular function: transmembrane transporter activity. NCBI's taxonomy places the organism in Eukaryota, Metazoa, Arthropoda, Insecta, Lepidoptera, Nymphalidae. The record is from RefSeq and is a predicted model, not a curated record.